Molecule: messenger RNA, 1794 nt
Organism: Rotaria sp. Silwood2
Lineage: Eukaryota; Metazoa; Rotifera; Eurotatoria; Philodinida; Philodinidae
Source: the annotation of a GenBank genome assembly
AUGGGUUCGGCACAGUGGUGGAACACGUUUGUUCGAAUAAAAGAUGAUAAAGAAAAUAUCAUUCCAUUUGUACAAUGUAUUAAAUGUUUAUCAAUUUUUGCUUAUGAAUCAUCUAAAACUGGUUCAAGUACUCAUAAAGCACAUGCUGAAAGUUGUCUUGGUGGUGGUUCUCCAAGUUCAAGCAAAAACCAAGACAUCAUCGUGAUGAUGAACAAGGAUAAUAAUAGUAAUAUAUUAGCUGGUCUGAAGAGAGUAUUUACUGAAGCAUGUGCUAAAUUUUGUGCUUAUGAUUUACGUCCAUACGAAUCUGUUCGUGGUCAUGGUUUCCAAAUAUUGUGCCAGUCCUUAUUAGAUCUUGCACGCCAAAAUUCGCAUCCAAUUGAAGCAGCUGCUAUUAUUCCGGAUCCGACGACAGUCUCGCGUCAAGUACAAAAAUUAGCUGAAGAAAAUCGUGUAAAAUUAAUUGAAUCAUUAAUACCUGAUUUGAAGAAAAUUAAACUUUUUGGUGUUACAACCGACUUUUGGAAAAAUAAAUUUACUUCAGACAGCUAUUUAACAAUAAAUUUGCAUUACAAUAAAGAUGGACAAAUGAAAACUUUAAUGUUAAAAACUGUUUCAAUCAGCGAAGCUAAAACUGGUGUAUUCUUAGAAAAUACAAAAAAAUUAAUAAGAAAUAUAUUGAAUUCUUUUGGAAUUGAUCCUGAUGGUUAUGAAAUAAUUUAUGUUACGGACAAUGGUUCUAAUUUAAUUUCUGCUUUGGAUGGUGAAGCACAUAUACGAUGUGUGUGCCACUGCCUUAAUUUAGCUGUUAAACAAAGUCUUGAAGAAUGUUCUGUGAUCGAUGCAUUAGUUUCAGAUUGUCGAGAAUUAGUUACACAUUUUAAAAGAGCUGAACUUCAGCAAAAUCUUGCAUCAACAUUAAAACAAGAUAUAUGUACUAGAUGGAAUUCAACAUAUGAUACUUUAUGGUCUGUUUGGUUGAAUUACGAUGACGUCGAACAAGUGUUAGCAAGUCGAAAAGAAGAACAAUAUGUUAGUAAUAUUGAUUCACAUGUAAUUAAGGAUAUAACUGAUUUACUUUCCGUAUUUAAAAUUGGUAGCGAGAAAUUAUCUGCUGAUGAUGUUCCUACUUUACAUUCUGUUUUACCAUGGUUUUAUAAAUUCAAAAAAUCUUGUGAAAUAAAAAAUACUGAUCGUCCAUGUAUUGUUCAAUUAAAAAAGAAAUUAUUAACAAAGCUUGUCGCGAAGCUAUGGUUAACUGACAUUCACUAUAUCGCUACCUUUCUUCAUCCUGAAACUAAAUCACUUCCAAUAUUAACUCAAAAUGAACGAAAUGAAGUAAUAAAAUCGGUUAAGAAAAUGCUCAAAACACUUGACAUUGGUAAUGAUGAAGACUUACAUCAAGUGACCUUGAUAAUUAAUAAUGAUGAUAAAAAAAAGAAAAGAAAUAAACGCGCCAAACGUGAUGAUAUUAGUGUUGAUGAUGUAUUGAAAGAGUUUAUUUCAAAUGAAAAUUCAUCAACAGAUGACGACGAACCAUAUGAUGAAGUGAUCGAAUACAUGAAACAUAAAAUAAAUUAUCCAAGUGGUGAAGAUAUUUUAUCGUGGUGGAGAAAACAUUCAUGUAUAUAUCCACAACUAUCACGUUUAGCAGCAGCAUUACUUUCUAUUCCUGCAUCAUCAGCAACAAGUGAACGGAUCUUCAGUGAAACUGGAAGAAUUUUAGAAGCAAGAAGACAACUAUUGAGUGCUGAAUCAGUUGAUUCACUUGUUUUUUUACGUAAUUUCAGAUGA